AGGCAGGAAUAAUCAAAGCAGCAAACUUCAUUCCGUGGACUGCGUCUGACCAAAACGACGGCGUCAACAUCAAUCCAUUCUUCAUAGCGGAGGAGAUCGAGAGAGCCCGGCGAAAGCGAGAGACAGUCGGAGGAGUUAGAAAUGGUAAUUGAAGGGACCCCAGCAGCGCGUGGAUAUCACAUGCCUGCAGAGUGGGAGCGUCAUUCUCGGUGCUGGAUGGGUUGGCCUGAACGCCUAGAUAACUGGCGAGAGAAUGCAGUGCAUGUCCAGCAAGUGUUCAUGAAGGUUGCAAUUGCAAUCUCCAAAUUUGAGCCUGUGACUAUCUGUGCAAGUCCUGCUCAGUGGGAGAAUGCACGAAGCCAUCUGCCUGAAAACAUCAGGGUUAUUGAGAUGAGCAUGAAUGAUUCUUGGCUUCGCGAUACAGGGCCAACAUUUGUUGUUAAUAAGAAGGCAUCCAAUCCUGCUGCUUCAGAGCAACCGGUUGCUGGAAUUGAUUGGAAUUUCAAUAGUUGGGGUGGGGUUGAUGAUGGUUGCUAUCAAGAUUGGAGUCUUGAUCUUCUUGUGGCAAGGAAGAUUCUGGAAAUUGAGCAUCUCCCUAGGUUUCCACAUUCUAUGAUUCUUGAAGGUGGAAGCAUCCACGUUGAUGGAGAAGGUGAAUAUUUAUGCCCUGUUUGACUAGUAGUUUAUUUCCUUUUGGUUUUUGUAUCUAGCUCGGCU
This is a messenger RNA of Carica papaya (papaya), 717 nucleotides long. NCBI's taxonomy places the organism in Eukaryota, Viridiplantae, Streptophyta, Magnoliopsida, Brassicales, Caricaceae. The record is from RefSeq and is a predicted model, not a curated record.